Messenger RNA from Eriocheir sinensis (Chinese mitten crab), 1846 nucleotides. Its product is annotated as L-threonine 3-dehydrogenase-like. The transcript is spliced from 10 exons. Lineage: Eukaryota; Metazoa; Arthropoda; Malacostraca; Decapoda; Varunidae. The record is from RefSeq and is a predicted model, not a curated record. Gene Ontology annotation, molecular function: oxidoreductase activity; zinc ion binding. Bases 154 to 1218 code for a protein of 354 amino acids.
AGUUAACUCUGCAGCGACAGAUAUGUAUCUCCCCGCAACAGCAUCUGAUUACCGUGGGAACUUGAGAUAGCACGCACCUAUACGGCCCUAUACUUCAUUCUCUCUCAACAGACUCACUCACCCCUCAACGCAACUCCCAUACAGACUUUCAGGAUGUCCCUCCCUGACGAGAUGGCGUGCCUGCUGAAGGAGGUGGAGGGGGAGGGCUAUAACCUGGUGACCCGCCCCAUACCCUCGCCAGGCCCAGGUGACGCCAUCAUCAAGGUGGACAGGGUGGGGAUCUGCGGGUCAGACAUCAACCUGUGGAAGUGGAACGAUGUGGCGCAGCUCAUCGCCUCGGUCCCCUUCAUCCCUGGGCAUGAGGCCACGGGGGUGGUGGUUCAGGUGGGCGAGGGCGUGAGCGAGGUCAAGGUGGGUCAGCGGGUAGCUGUUGAGAACCACUUCUACUGCGGACAGUGUUACCAGUGCAAGGAGGGGCGCGGGGAUAUCUGCCAGUGCAUGGACCAGUAUGGCCAUGGGCGGGGCACCAUGCACGGGGGCUGCGGUCAGUACAGCCUGGUGCCCGCCCGCUACUGCUACCCUCUCUCCAGACCUCUCACCCCAGACCAGGCAGUAGUACUGGAACCUAUGGGCGUGGCGCACAAUGCCGUGGAGAGCAUCAGCGUGGCGGGCGAGGACGUGCUUGUGUUGGGCUGUGGACCUAUUGGACUCUUUGCCAUCGGGGUCGCCAAAGCACUGGGGGCGCGUGAGGUGUACGGCGUGGACCAAGUGGGGGAAAGGCUUGCCCUUGCCAUGAAGCUGGGUGCCUCGCGCGUCAUCCAUUCCGGGAAGGAGGACAUUACCGAGGCCGUCCGUCUGCUGAGUGGUGGCAAUGGAGUGGGGCGGGUGGUGGAGGCUAGUGGGGCGUCUUCCCUCCUCAACGGCUCCUUCAAGUGGCUGCGGAAGGGGGGACAAAUAGCAGUGGUCGGCCUGCCAAAAGCACCUCUUCAUGUGGACGAUGUGAUGACAGACUUGUUGUUCAAGUCCCUCACUCUCAAAACAGUCCACGGUCGGAGAAUUUUUCACACGUGGGUGGAGUGCGAGAGACUGCUGGCAGAGGGCAAAGUGGACGUGUCUCCCAUCAUCUCCCACUUUCUCCCCAUGACCCAGUACCGCCAGGCCUUUGAUCUCCUCCAGUCUGGCAAGGCCUGCAAGAUAGUCCUUGACCCUCAGAACUGAUUGAUUAUCCAUUGGGACCUUUUGCCCAUAGUCCUCAUAAAGGGCAUGUGUAUUAUGUGAAGGUUAGUGGCCUUUAUCCUUACCGAAAUUCAAAUACUACUACUAUGCACUUACUUGUCUAUCACUUAUCAUAUACUUUAAAUAUUAAUUACUCUUAGCUGUUACAUUUAACCCUGUAGCUGCGGGGAUCAUGUAUCUUGAAGGCCCCUCGAAGCAAAUGAAUGAGAAAAAAUCAUCACCCACGCAAACCAUUUCAUAAUAUAUAUCAGCGCAUUUGGGAUCAGUUUAUGCAUCAUUUAUUUUUGGGGGUUUAUAUCAUGGCAAAAAUUUGGCCCAUCGCUGGUACAUGGUAUAGCCACAAAUUUCGCCUGUCGCUUCUACCGGGUUAAUUUAUGAUUUUACUAACCAAUUUCUUCAGCUGGAGUGAAGAGUAAAGUGAAGCAAAUCAGAAUGAAAUUGUUUUGGUGUAGCCUUAAAGUAGCUGGAGAGUUUUUAUGAGGCAAGGUAAAUGCAGUCAUCCAUGUUAAAACAUUUAUAUGCUGCUAGGAAAGCUUUAGUUUACAGAUAAGUUCUUGCUUAAUCUAAAUAAAAAAAUAAACUUCAUGUAUUUGAUAAAAAGAAAAAGGGU